Molecule: messenger RNA, 2964 nt
Organism: Penicillium paradoxum
Lineage: Eukaryota; Fungi; Ascomycota; Eurotiomycetes; Eurotiales; Aspergillaceae
Product: ATP-dependent helicase
Exons: 2
Coding region: 1-2964 (987 amino acids)
Biological process (GO): recombinational repair
Cellular component (GO): nucleus
Molecular function (GO): DNA binding; hydrolase activity; 3'-5' DNA helicase activity
Source: RefSeq, a predicted model, not a curated record
AUGGAUCCGAUCUUAGAUGGCUUGAAUCAUGCCCAGCGCGAGGCUGUGACCUCAUCUGGAUCUAUUCUCCAAGUGCUUGCACCACCAGGUUCAGGCAAAACAAAGACAUUGACCGCGCGUGUCGCCUACCUUCUCUCACACCACGGAUACCAACCACAAGAUGUUAUCUGCUGUACAUUCACCAUUAAAGCCAGCCGUGAGAUGCGAGAGCGGCUGGCAAAACUUAUUGGUGAAAAGCUAGAAUCGCGAUUGAUUCUUGGGACGUUCCAUUCCAUCUGUCGUCGCUACUUGGUCAAGUAUGGAUACUUGAUCGGCUUGCGGAAGGGGUUUGGUAUCGCGGAUUCGGAUGACACCCGCGCAAUUAUGAGGAGGACUAUCAAACGCCUGAAGUCUAGCAUUGAACCCAAAGCAGCCCAAGGACGCAUUUCGCGGCACAAAGCACAUGGACUCAGCCCUGAUGCCCUGGCUGACAGAGCCAAGGCAGAGGAAUCGGAGCUUGUCGAUAUCUAUCGCGACUAUGAAUCGGCAUUGGCAGCUUCCAAUCUCCUAGAUUACGAUGAUCUCCUUCUGCGAUGUGGGGAUCUGCUACGAGCACACCCGCAAUGUGUGUCAAAUGUGCAGGCCGUUUUGGUGGAUGAGUUCCAGGAUACAAAUAUUAUCCAGUACGAACUAAUGAAUUUGUUUGCAUCGAAGAACCGACGGAUUACCAUCGUCGGAGAUCCAGAUCAAAGUAUAUACGGGUUUCGUUCUGCGGAGAUCCAGAACCUCAAGCGGAUGCAGCAGCGGUAUUCGAACACGACUAUUGUGCACUUGGCAGACAAUUACCGCUCUGCGGGUUCUAUUCUGAAUGCAGCCCAAGAAGUCAUUGAACAGGAUGAGAGUCGACCUGCAAAAGCUCUCCAGGCCACACACUCGUUCGGAACAUUGCCGGUAUUGCGGAGACUUCCGAAUCCCAACGCAGAGGCUCAGUGGAUGGUCCUCGAAAUUAAGCGAUGUGCAGCGAUGUCCGGUGGACUACUGCGCAUGUCUGACUUCGCUGUCUUGCUUCGAUCAGCUUCGCUAUCUACACAAAUUGAGACGGCAUUUGGCAGAGCAGGUAUACCAUACAAGAUGGUUGGAGGUCGCAAAUUCUUCGAUCGAACUGAAGUCAAAAUCCUUCUUAAUUAUAUGAGGGUUGUUAGCCACACGGGGCAUUCGGAUGCAUUGUUGAAUAUCGUGAAUGUUCCGCCGCGAAGGAUCGGCGACGAGACGAUCAAGCAAUUGACUAGCGGUGCGGAAAGGGCCCAAGUCCCACUGUGGAACUUCAUUAAGGACGUUAUCCAAGGUCGACGUUCAACUGAGAAGAAACUACAAAAAGCCGCAGAGCAGGGCCUUUGCGUUUUGGUCAAUUUGAUUGAAGCCUCUAGACAAAAAUUACAAGAGUGUGAUGAUGCAUCCGCUCCACGUCUGCUGAUUGAAUUCAUUGCCGAGCGUUUGUCGUUCCAGGAAUACCUCAUCAGAACAUAUCCACUUGACGAAGAUAGUCGCUGGGCGAAUGUCAAGGAACUUAUGCACCAAGCUACUGAAGUGGCUGCAUUUGAAGAGGAGGAGGUUGACAAAGAAAUGGACCUGCCCGAAAUCGAAGGCUUGCAGCAGCAGCAAGCACAUCCUGGCGAAGAAGCUCUCACUCGAUUCCUGGCAAAUGUUGCCUUGGCUACGGAGAUCACCACCAAAGAAGAUAAGAAGGAGGAGGAUCAACCUACUGAGAAAGUCACCAUCUCGACCAUCCACGCUGCUAAGGGCUUGGAGUGGCCAGUCAUCUUUGUUCCUGCGGUCUACAAUGGGAGUAUCCCUCAUUCUCGGGCGGAAGUGGUAGAAGAAGAGAGACGAUUGUUGUAUGUCGCGAUGACAAGAGCACAAGCGCUGCUGUACUUGAGUAUUCCUAUUCGGCAACCCCGACUAGGAGAAGGAGAAGAUGGCGCGACCACUUUAACGCCAUUCCUCCCUCCCAAGUUGACCAAAACACGCUUUCGGCAAACGGGGCCAUCACUCCAUGAGGAGGUGGUGUAUGCGAUUGCGGAUAUUCUCCGCCGGCCCCGACCAUCUUUGGAGGACAUCUACAAGGGCCUCGAUUUUCUUCCAUCGACACUGGAUGACCGGUGGACAGCCGAGGGCGAAGAAGAUCGCAGCAAAAUCGAUGACACGUCUACUUCUCGUGACGCCUCUGACGAGCCGAAUCCAAAGCGACGGCGCUCAGAUAUGCACCAAGGACCAACCUCGACCAUCUACAUGUCAUCGACAGGGUUUACGAUUCCUCCGACGGUCUCAUCGGGCUUUACAUCUGCUAGGGAUUACAUAGCGGCCAACCCCGAACCACCCGCGGAGUCAGCCUUAAAGCCCGCUGCAGAUGCAGCUGGAGCAAACAAGCCGAUCACGUCCAGCAGUGCAGGCCGCAAAGACGGGCUGACGCAAGCAAGCAUUUCCAACUUCUUCGCAGGCCCAGGAUCCUCCCAGAAGAGGGAACCAGUCCUACCUAGCCGCCGGCAGCCAUCAUCCACCGGCAGAUACGAGAUACCGCAAUUGCAAAGGCAGCAUCCAACAGCCAGAGGCAAUCUUGUCCCCUCUGCUCUCUCCACUCACCGUGUGCAACCGCGGCCACUCAUCCCAACGCGGCCAACGCUGGAGCCUACAAACGCUGAUGGCUACACGUGGCUGGCCGCUCCAUCCAAACCAACAACCUUGAACCCUGGCAGGACAUCGAUGACGCAGGAACAGAGCAGAAACAAUGGUGCCACAGGCGGGCCAGCCGGAGCAAGCGAGGCGAAGCUCGAAACAUCCACAGGCGGGUUCCAGGCGGCAUCCACGUUCCACACGACCACGAUGUCGAUGAUUCAACAAGCACCGCGACGGACGUUGGGAAUUCGGCGCAGCAUGAACGGGUGGCAAGAUCGGAUGAAGCGAGAGGGCGGUGGACAAUCGCACUGA